CUGUUGAGGAGACAGAAGAAGCCGUCAUAUCUUCUGGAGCUGGAAUAAUUACAGGUGUUUGUGAACCAUCUGAUGUGGGUGUUAGGAUCUUCAGCAAGAACAAUAUGCUUCUUUAACCUUUGAGCCAUCUCUCCUGCCCCAAGAUGCCUACAAAGAAUUUUGGGAAAAAAUGGACUUGUGUGACUGAAAGAAGCCUAGAUGGCAGCUCUACAGUUCAGUGCCACUCCCUCUCCACUUGGGCCUUCUGCUUGAGACCUGCGUGUGACUUUUCGUCUAUGAGCCACGCUUUUCAUAUCUACUGACUUUGAUUACAGGAAGGUCUCUGAAGAUUCGUAUCAAAUGACGUCAAUGGCCAGCUUGUUUUCUUUCACUAGUCCAGCCGUGAAGCGAUUGUUGGGCUGGAAACAAGGUGACGAGGAAGAAAAAUGGGCAGAAAAGGCAGUCGAUGCUUUAGUGAAAAAGCUGAAGAAGAAGAAGGGUGCCAUGGAGGAGUUGGAGAAAGCCUUGAGUAGCCCAGGACAGCCAAGCAAGUGUGUCACUAUCCCCAGGUCCUUGGAUGGACGCCUACAAGUUUCUCACAGAAAAGGCUUACCCCAUGUUAUAUAUUGUCGUGUUUGGCGCUGGCCAGAUUUGCAGAGUCAUCAUGAGCUAAAGCCAUUGGAUAUUUGUGAAUUUCCUUUUGGAUCUAAGCAAAAGGAAGUUUGUAUCAAUCCGUACCACUAUAAGAGAGUGGAAAGUCCAGUCUUACCUCCAGUGUUAGUGCCUCGCCACAACGAAUUCAAUCCACAGCACAGCCUUCUGGUUCAGUUUAGGAACCUGAGCCACAAUGAGCCACACAUGCCACACAACGCCACGUUUCCAGAUUCUUUCCAGCAGCCCAACAGCACCCCUUUCCCCUUGUCUCCUAACAGCCCUUACCCCCCUUCCCCCGCUAGCAGCACAUAUCCCAGCUCCCCAGCAAGCUCUGCACCAGGAAGCCCGUUUCAGCUCCCAGCUGACACACCUCCUCCUGCCUAUAUGCCUCCCGAUGAUCAGAUGGGUCAAGACAACUCCCAGCCUAUGGAUACAAGCAAUAAUAUGAUUCCUCAGAUCAUGCCCAGCAUAUCCAGCAGAGAUGUUCAGCCUGUUGCCUAUGAAGAGCCUAAACACUGGUGUUCAAUUGUCUACUAUGAACUGAACAACCGUGUUGGGGAAGCUUUUCAUGCAUCUUCUACUAGUGUGUUAGUAGAUGGAUUCACAGACCCUUCAAAUAACAAAAGUAGAUUCUGCUUGGGAUUGUUGUCAAAUGUUAAUCGUAAUUCAACUAUUGAAAACACUAGGCGGCAUAUUGGAAAAGGUGUCCAUUUGUACUAUGUUGGUGGGGAGGUGUAUGCCGAGUGCCUUAGUGACAGCAGCAUCUUCGUUCAGAGCAGGAACUGCAACUUUCACCAUGGCUUCCACCCCACCACUGUCUGUAAGAUUCCCAGCAGCUGCAGCCUCAAGAUUUUUAACAAUCAGGAGUUUGCUCAACUUUUGGCUCAGUCUGUCAACCAUGGAUUUGAGGCCGUGUAUGAGCUCACCAAGAUGUGCACCAUUCGAAUGAGUUUUGUCAAGGGCUGGGGAGCAGAGUACCAUCGGCAGGAUGUUACUAGUACUCCAUGCUGGAUUGAGAUUCACCUCCACGGUCCUCUUCAGUGGCUGGAUAAAGUCCUUACUCAGAUGGGCUCUCCUCUGAACCCCAUUUCUUCUGUUUCAUAGUGCAGAAGUAUUCUUUUCAACCUUAUUUUUAGUGGACUUGUUUUAAUUUUAGAGGAAUUUCCAGUACAGAUACUGUGAGCUGACAUGGAAAAACAGAUAUUAUGGCUUAUUUUUUCUACAUAAUUGUGACCAACACAUUUGUAUUUUGUGAUGAAUUUACAUUUGUUUGUAUUCAUGUUCAUUGUGAUUAACUUUCAAAAGUAUUGUAAACAAUUUGUAGAGUAUUUUGCCCCCAUUGAGAAGUUUGGCAUUGAUCUGAAACUGGAACAGGCUUUUGUUUAUUGUCCCAACAGUUUUUUAAUUUGUUAAUUUUUUACAGAGUAGUGCCUCACGUAAUGAAGAUUUAUCCUGUAAGAGGGCAUAUAACGUGAAAAGUACUAGACGAUACGUUUAGUAAUUUCUUUGUCCUACCACCUUGAAAAAGCAUAGUACAUUGUUUUGCAAAGACAUAUGGGGUGGGGCGUAAAGGAAACCAUUGAAUCUCGUAUUUGAAGGACACUGUGCACUCCUAAUGUGGUGUUCAGUGAAAGCAAGGUGGUGGAUUUCUAGGUGUCAUACAUUGACAUUUAGUGGAACAAGUGUUUGUCAGUGUAAUGUGACUUCGUGCUAUGUAUCAUUUGUAAAACAUUUCCUUUUUAAAAAUCUCUAUUAGAUGUCAUUUACUCAAGUUUGUCAUAAGUUUUACUUAACAGUUACAAUGUGUGCACGGCCUUAUUCAGCUGUGUUUGCUGCUUUGGGCCAAUGCUUUAAGAACUCUAAUUCUAAUGUGCAUUAAUCUUUUCAUUUUGCACUUUUAUGGGUGACAGUUUUUAGUGUAAUCUCUGGUAAAACACAGUCAGGUGACCUGGUCUUAGAUCUUCUCUUUACUUCCUUGGCACACCUUUGUAUCAACACUGCCAUUUAGAGAUUACAGUUGUAGGACAUGAUGCAUUUUCUAGCUUUUUAUUUUCAAUCUAUAGAGUUGUUAUUCUAUAGCUCCAGCUAAGAUGCCUGUUAAUUCCCUACAACUUUAUGGGUGUUUUUAAUGUUGAAAGCUCAUGUACUUAAUACCAUUGCUCCUGUACCUGACUUCUCAAGGACCUAUGCAAUAUAGCCGUCAGAGGCUCUGUGGUUGGGCUCCGAGGAUGAGGCUGCUGGUGUGCUGGUAAAUGAACCAUCAGUGGGGUUGGGAUAGCUCAUUUCAAUGUCAUGUAACAGAGAAUGUAGACUGGUCUGUCCGUGUCAGUGCUCUGCUUUUUCCUUUUAUCCUUUUAGACCUACAGUGAUGCUAGUCUCCAGAACACCAUUUUCUAAGGCAAAGGAUGUGAAUGCUCUAAGACACCCAUUUAGUUCACUGUGCCUUUGGACUUGUAACCACUUUCUAGGGAGCAUUCAUGGACAGUUAUGGCCUGAGAAUGAAGACACUACUUUGAUAAAGAAAAAAAUGACCUAAUUUUCCUGUCAAUACGAGAAGCCUGAUUUUUCUGGUGCCACUUUAUUCUGCUGCUGAAAAUGUUAUUUUGGUUUGACUUUUUACAGUGCCCUUCCUGCCUUUAUGAGGAAAACAGAGCUUUUUUGGGGGAGGGGGUAUGAUUCCUUUUGUUUUCUGUGUCAUUAUUUAUUGCCUUUUAGAGUGUAGCCAUUUGGGUGGCUUUACUCCUUCAGAGGAACUGCUUUGCUGGGCCUUCAGGAGCUUGAGCCUUCACCAUAAGUAUUCCAUAGCAUACAUUUUUAGACUUGCAGAGUGUACCAGCCACAUGAAAGGGACUGUACUUUGUAAUUAUUCUUUUAUUUAGCAGGCUCAGGACAUAGUCUUUAAGAGCAAAUUUGUAGGAAAGCGUCUGGAGUUGCAUGAUUGGUACACAUCGGUGAGCUCUGUUGAAGUUUCAGAAACAAGUGCCAUGCUUGCCCCCUUUUCAGCAGUGGGUUGUAUGUGUUUUUCCACAGUCAUCAUGUCUCAGCCCUCCCUCCGGGGUGCAGGGUUCUGUGUGAUUGGCCUUCUGUAGAUGGCAGGACUGAAGCUCUUAUCUGUUUAGAGUUUCAUGGAGAAGUCCAGCCUGUUUCUUCAAAGUUGUCAAUAUCCUAUCUGUGGUCUGUAAAUGAACAGUGCAGUCUAGCUGCUCCUGUAAUGUCUAAGGAUAUACUGUGUCUAUGGGGAGGAAAAAGUGCUUGUAAGGUGAAAGCAAACCAAAUGCAGGACUCUGGCCUGCAGAAAGCAGUACUUCUAAAGAGGCCAUUUCAGAAAAGGGUGGCUCUGACUUUGUUGUAUUUGGUAUAAAGAAUGGUUGCCACCAGACCCAAAACAGCAGCGCUGGUACAGACUCAAUGACUGUGAUGAGUAGCAUGUAGUCCAGGCUGGCAUUGAACUUGCAGAGUUGCUGAGGGUGGCCUAGAGCUCCUGAUCCUUCUGUCUCUACCUCCCAAGUGCUAGAAUGACAGACAUCUACCAUCAUACCCAGUUUCUGUGGUGUUGAGGAUCAGACUCAGGACUUCAUGCAUGCUAGGCGAGUGCUGUACCAACUGAGUGACAUCCCUAGUUCAGUGAUCACAUUUUUAGCAUGCAAAAUAUAUUAACAUAUGCCAGAUAAAAAGAUAUAUUUGCAAACAAUGAAAAUUGCCAUCAGUUUGGCGAAUUCUGCAAAUGGCAGAAUCAAAAUCUCAGUCAUGGAUUUAGCAGCAAGAUGCCGACUAGAAAAAAGCAGGACCUGAGAGGUCUAUGUGACUAGUUAUCUGCAGGGUAGCAUGGUGGCCUGAGUGUUGUUAUCAAACUAAAUUUAUGACCUGUAAACUAGUAGGGGUGCAGUUGGCCUUCCAGAAUUACUGCUUUGCUUCAGAGAAAAUUGUAACAAGAAAACAGUUUUAAAACAGCAAACAAAUAGGACAGAAUAUGAAUCUUUUUUUUUUUCUAUAAUGUUUCAUGGUUGCUGGUAUACGAAAAGUGGUCGUUGAAGGAGCUGGGUUGCUAAGGUAAGAUUGCUAGAUAAAACAUUUCAACUAGCUACACUAAUAAUGCAGAUAGAAAAUGUGCCAUUGUUUAUAAGGUUUGAAAGUUAGAUACCCUUGGGGGAUGAAAAUGACAGUUACAUUACAAUACGAAAUGUACUGUCAGAGUAAAGACUGCAGUCACCUUGCACAGCCUCCCUGAUGCCUGAGAGGACCUGUGGAAAUAUUUCCUUCCCUUGCCAGUAGCCCUUGGGAGAAGAGAGUUACAAAACAGUGAAAUCUUAGUGAUGCAGGGAAACCCCAGUCGGGGGUGUUU
This is a messenger RNA of Peromyscus eremicus (cactus mouse), 4975 nucleotides long. RefSeq names its product SMAD family member 5 (gene Smad5). The record is from RefSeq and is a predicted model, not a curated record. Gene Ontology annotation, biological process: anatomical structure morphogenesis; regulation of transcription by RNA polymerase II; transforming growth factor beta receptor signaling pathway. Gene Ontology annotation, cellular component: heteromeric SMAD protein complex. Bases 340 to 1737 code for a protein of 465 amino acids. Gene Ontology annotation, molecular function: DNA-binding transcription factor activity, RNA polymerase II-specific; I-SMAD binding; RNA polymerase II cis-regulatory region sequence-specific DNA binding. Lineage: Eukaryota; Metazoa; Chordata; Mammalia; Rodentia; Cricetidae. The transcript is spliced from 7 exons.